Molecule: messenger RNA, 483 nt
Organism: Sodiomyces alkalinus F11
Lineage: Eukaryota; Fungi; Ascomycota; Sordariomycetes; Glomerellales; Plectosphaerellaceae
Exons: 6
Coding region: 1-483 (160 amino acids)
Source: RefSeq, a predicted model, not a curated record
AUGUGCACUCAGGCAUGGAUGCAGGGAGACCUCACGAUUUGCCAUGAAAUCUUGGCGGAGAUGUCCAAUAUCUGUUCCAGUCUAGCUGUUAGUGCCAGCAACAGUCUUGAACGCAAAUCUGGCCGGCCUCUCGUAUUCGACUGGGUCCUGCUAAUCAUAUUCGAGCUUUUGGGAACAUGUCCAAACUUCUCCGGUCAGGAGAUACAAGGACUGACUCGACAGCUGGUGGUGGAGCGAGCGAAUUUGGACAAAUAUUCUCAGUCUUGGACUGGUUUCAUUUCGAUAUCUGGUCAAUCUAAACAACUUCUGAUAGCCAGCAUCGCACCCAAUCAGACUCUUCAGCCCAGUCCAACUGUCUUGACCGUUCUCUUUGCACCAGCUUCGCUUAGUCCCCCAUCGCAUAGACAUGACAUGCUGAUACAGAUCUCAUGCCGCCCCAUACACCUGCCCAUGCAAGGCAAUAGCUGCGCCGUUGAGUGGUGA